Molecule: messenger RNA, 1509 nt
Organism: Dracunculus medinensis (Guinea worm)
Lineage: Eukaryota; Metazoa; Nematoda; Chromadorea; Rhabditida; Dracunculidae
Source: the annotation of a GenBank genome assembly
AUGAAAUCACAUAAACAUCAUCAAAUAUCAUCAAUUGAUGAGAAAAUUGCCUUGAUUAACAAUUCCAAAAAUUUUAUCAAACGGUAUCAUUCAGAUAAUCCAUACAAGGAAACUACUUUAUUUGCACCGUGGAUUUCUCCACUGAAUUCAAACCUCGUAUUAGAACGACGACAUAAUUCAAGGUCAAAUGAAAAUAGAACACAGUCAGAAACACUAGUACCUUUAAAAAUGAAUUAUAAUCGGCAAGCAUUAAUAUAUCGAACACCUCGAGGAAGAUCAACUGAUCGUAUUUCUGUCGAUGAUUUGCGUGAACAGUUACUGACGUUAAAAAAAAAUUAUGCAGUUAUACUGAAAGAAAAUACUUCAUUGAAAAUGCGUUUAAGACGGUCGAUUAAAGAUAGAAUUCGAUUGGGUAACAAACUGGAGAAAACAAUUUCUGAAACUAUACAACUUAUUCAGGGUACCACUUUGAAAAAUGACGGUUCUAAAGAAAGUACAAAGUUACUGAAGCAAAAAAUUGUUAAAUACGAGGUGCUUUUAAAAGAAAAAACAGAAGAAAUUAAUAAGUUGAAAGAUGAUAGAAAAGCUAUGAAGGUCUCUGAUUUUCGUGAACAAAUUCUUACGCUUCAAGAAGAAUGUUCAAGGCUUAGAAAAUUUCUUAAUCAAGCACCAUUCGAGUGGCAAAAUGAUAAAAUAAAUCGAGAGAAGACAAGUCGAUUAUGUGCAAUAAUCAGCGAAUUAAGAGCAGAAAAUAAUCGUCUUCAACAAGAAGUUCGGACAAUUAUUGCUCUAAAAAGAAUGGAUGAUCAGUUUGCGAAAAGUAUAAUUGCUCUCAUUAAUAGACUACUCUAUCUUGAAGAUAUAUUAUCGAUGAAACGUGUUGAAUUAAUUUCUUUAAUACGUGACAUAAAGCAAGGCAUAUGGACUGAUUACAAUCAGAAUAAUUUAACAAGAUCGAAUGAACAAAGGCUAAAUUCAUUAAUGAAUAUUAAAGAAUAUCGAAAAAAAUGUAGUUCAAGGUUGAAUGAUGAUAUGGAAGGAAAAAAAUGUUUCCAACUUGGGCACAAAGACAAGAUUCCGGAUUCGAGUCAUGAUAACAGUCAUUCGUACAAAAAAAGUGAAUAUAAAAAUGCAAAUAACGGUGAAACCACAAAUAACGAUGAAGAAGAUGAGAUACGUUCUUUAGCCAAAGCGAGUAGUUCCAAUGCAAAUGUUUUAGAGAACACAAUCGAUGAACUAGGAAAUCAGGAUACACAAGUAAUAGAAUCUGGUGAUAGACUGAAUAUCUUAUCAAAACCGAUGGAGGACAAUACAUCGCAAAAUGGUCAUGAAAGUGAAAUCGAUGCAACUGAUCAACAAAUCGAAGAGAGUAGUUCAAAAAAUUCAAGUAGUUUGCAUACAACAAGCCAGGAGAUUAUCGCAGAUUCUGAUAUGGAUUUCAUCAUCAAUACAAUCUUGGAACAUCUUCUCCGAUUACAAUUUAUUGACUACUAUAAAAGUUAUCACUAA